Molecule: messenger RNA, 528 nt
Organism: Cryptomeria japonica (Japanese cedar)
Lineage: Eukaryota; Viridiplantae; Streptophyta; Pinopsida; Cupressales; Cupressaceae
Exons: 1
Coding region: 1-528 (175 amino acids)
Source: RefSeq, a predicted model, not a curated record
AUGGAUGCAUGUCACAUGCUGUUAGGGAGGCCAUGGCAAUUAAAUAGGCAUGUUGUACAUGAUGGUCAUGCAAAAACCUAUACCCUAACAAGGGAUGGAGUUCGCCAUAAGCUGAAUCCCUUGAAGGAGGUGGAAGAAAGGGUAUGUAUUAAUGCCAUAAUAUAUUUUAUUGAUGGAAGGAAAUUUUUGGAAGGCAUGAAACACAAACCUAUGUGUUGUGCUUUAAUUCCUAGAGUGGAUAAAGAAGAUAGUGUAGAGGCACAUGUAGAGGUUUUUGGUUUGUUGGACGAGUUUCAGGACAUUGUGUUUGAUAAUGUACCUGAGGGUUUACCACCUAUGAGGAAGAUCAAUCAUCAGAUUGACUUGAUCGUAGAAGCCAGUUUUCCAAAUAAGGCAGCCCAUAGAAUGAGUCCUGUAGAAAAUGAAGAGUUGAAUCGACAAGUUCAAGAGUUUUUUGAGAAAAGGAUUGAUCUAAGAGAGCCUGAGUCCAUGUGUGGUACUUGCAGUACUUGUACCAAAAGAGAAUAG